AUGGACUUGGAACUCCUUGCCGUGCAUGUGCUUUGUCCGGCCAUAACUGUUGCUUUUUUCCUAAGUCUUCUCAUUCUCUUCUUCAAGCUUUGCAGCCAAUGUUGGAGGAUGUGGCACAAUCUCGAUGAUCAGGAAGAUCAAGGCGGCAACAACAUGAUCAACGGUCAUGAUCAUCAUCAUCAUGGGAAUCAUGAAUUAGUUGGAGUGAGCAUUUAUUACCCUCCUCGAGCAGAUAAUCAAGAACGAGUUCACCCAAACAACAUGGAGCUUUUCUUGAGAUUAAGGGAUGGAUUGAGCAGAAAUAAUCCUACGAGAGUGAUGAGGCAACAAAGACAUCAAACCUUAAAGAGCCUCCCGCCGCCGGAAGAUUACGACAGCUACAAGAAAACCAUGUUCAUUAGCAGCACUGAAUGCGCCAUUUGCUUGGAAGAGUUUCACAGUGGAGAUUUGUGUCGGGUUCUUCCUCUCUGUAAGCAUAUCUACCAUUUUCGGUGCAUCAAUCGCUGGUUAAUGGAUGAUCUUACUUGCCCAAUAUGUCGAACUUCUGUCUGA
Corylus avellana is the source of this 552-nucleotide messenger RNA. NCBI's taxonomy places the organism in Eukaryota, Viridiplantae, Streptophyta, Magnoliopsida, Fagales, Betulaceae. The record is from RefSeq and is a predicted model, not a curated record.